This is a messenger RNA of Polychytrium aggregatum, 405 nucleotides long. RefSeq lists its product as uncharacterized. Lineage: Eukaryota; Fungi; Chytridiomycota; Chytridiomycetes; Polychytriales. The record is from RefSeq and is a predicted model, not a curated record. The transcript has a single exon. The annotation marks the transcript as partial.
AUGUCCUUUCAGAUACCCAAGGUAUCGCCCAAGUGGGAAUUUGACGGCUUUGAGGGCGGACCGUCGUCCCAUCAAAUCGUGCUGGACUGGCUCCUGGUCCCGCGCAACUACGAGCGUUGGGCUGGACUAGAGAAGAACGCAUCUGUCUCAAAAGUGGCCCUCUGUCGAGAGAUCAUCCGCCUCCUCAAUGACGCCAAGAUCUUCACCCGUCGAGAGAGCGAUGUCACGAACCGCAUCAACGGCUGGCUCAAGUCCUACAAGGAGGCAUGUGCAUGGCUUGAGACCGAGGGCGCCACCAUCCGCACGAGCGGUGUUGACGACCCCGAGUCGGUCAUCCGUUUCCAUAUCCUCACCACGCUCAAGUGCAAGCACUUUUACGAGUUCCAUCCGAUCUUUGAAGAGGCC